Messenger RNA from Dibothriocephalus latus, 1509 nucleotides. NCBI's taxonomy places the organism in Eukaryota, Metazoa, Platyhelminthes, Cestoda, Diphyllobothriidea, Diphyllobothriidae. The record is from the annotation of a GenBank genome assembly.
AUCAAAGCCCGUUACUAUAAAGAAAUGAAAAAGUUUAUCGGAAUUCCCUGCCACUUUCGCGGUGUCGGUGAGUUCGCCGAAAUGAAGGCGGAUGGAAGCAAAGUCGCUCUCAUCUUCCCAAUGAUAAUUGAAAACCAAUCCGCUGGAUUUCGAGUCUGUUAUAGAAAGGCGGAGUUUCUGUUUGCCCGUCUGGCAGCGUCAACUGAACGAUUUCGCGAUUGGGUUGCUCUUGGAAACGUCAAUUUGGACGACUUAGUUGACGUCGAAUGCAGAGCAAUCUCAGACUUCGAGAAUAAUUUCAGGCUUUCUCAAAAUAAUGCAAUGGAGAUACGGCUUCAUGGCCCUGUUGAAAGGGUGACUUGUAUAAGCGCCAGUCUGAGCAAAUUGUCUUUUUUUUUUGUUCAGGCCAUUAAACGCCGAGGAAGAGCUGCCGAAGAACUGCCCAACGAAAUUCGCAUUGACUGCUUUACAGUAAAUUGCAUUCCCGUAAAGAAUACAAUCGAACAGCUGUUACAAAACCUGUUUGAUGCCCUCCUCAACUGCCUUCGUCGGUCAGUGCAGGCUGAUCUCGUGGCAGCGGAUGCCUUCCUCACAGGUGCGAUCAGCUUCACCACUAACACGUCUUUCCGUCAAUAUCCAUCUAUCUCAUGCCCCUUCACAGAUGCUUUGGAGAAGCUGUCGCAGCGACCCCAGACUGUGGAGGAGAUGAGUGAGGCAACAGCGAGGCACGCAGAGUUGGCUAAAGGACAGGCCCGACUGACGGAACAGCUGAAUUGUGCCGAAGACAAGGAUAGACUGCUAAAGAAUGUGUCAGGUGCCGGAGUGGGCGCCCUCGCCGCCACCAGGGCCAAGUGGGACAAAUUUCAACUGAUGAUGGAGAGCUUUAAGCUAAUGAUGAACGAACAAAUUGAGGUGAUUUAUUUUUCCGCUGUUUUUUCUUUCGUAUUUUUAACACUGCAGGUGCUCAAAUCCAACAUGGAGUCUCGAUUGAAAGUUUUCUUUGGCAAUUUGGAGAAAUUCGCCGCCCGUUGGUAUCAACUCAGACCCAGCACGGAACUCCUACACUCCGGGGACCGCAAGCAGGGCCUAGAGGCCGUCCAAGUCAUUCGCACACGCAAAGAAGAAUUCGGGGAAAUGGAAGAAACACUGAACGGACUCUUGUACGUCUAUCGGAAGUUGUACCGUGGUUCUAAGACAUUUCCAACUUCUAUACACAUUAGGCAGGACUGCAAGCACUUCGACAUGGCGCCACCCAACUGCUCCCUCGCAGAGGAGCUGCGGAACAAUUUUGUUGAGCUAGAGACGAUGUGGUCAGUAUAUGAAAAAUUUGCGCUCGAAGUGCAGGAAUUAUCCAAGGAGGACUGGAUUUCUUUUAGAUCUCGAACGUAUGUAUUUGAGGAAUUUCUCAGCAGGUGGUUUGACCAGUUAAGGAGUGAACAACCGUCUUCCAUAACAGCGAUACUGAUGAAAGAAAUUGACCAAUACAGGGUUAGUUUUCUCUCCGACUGA